CACACCCCCGGGACAGCUGAGGAAAGAGGAAGGAGGGAACUUGACGACUUUCCAUCUAGUCUCCCUCUUCCCAUUAGCCAAGAUUUGCCCCUUGGGGAGUGAGCUUCCACACCGUCAAAGGGCACCCCAACCCCUUGGACAGCCAUUCAGAAACCCAGGGGCCCUGCAGUCCACCCACAGCCAGAAGUGGCAGAAGAAGCAGCUGAAGGAGACUGCUCCCUCCCCCAGAGCCAGGCGGGCGGCCGGAGAGGGCUAAGCUGGAUCCCAGGUCCAAACUCCAGCCGCCGACUGGCAGCGAGGACGUGAGAGGAGCAUGGCUCGGCCGUCCGUCUGCCUGCUGGCCUCGCUGUCUGCGCUGCUCCUAGGUAUCGCCGCCGUCUCCAGAUCGAAGGGCCUGCGGGGCACGGAGAGUCAAAGGGAGCCGCGAAUCCCUUCUCAGUUCAGCCAAGAGCAGCGCAUCGCCAUGAAGGAAGCGCUGAAAGGUGCCAUCCAGAUUCCAACAGUGUCUUUCAGCCCCAAGGAGCUCAACACAACAGCCCUGGCUGAGUUUGGAGAAUAUAUUCGUAAAGUCUUUCCUACUGUGUUCCAUACCAGCUUUAUCCGGCAUGAGGUCGUAGGAAAUUACAGCCACCUGUUCACUAUCAAAGGCUCAGACCCCAGCAUGCAGCCCUACAUGCUCCUCGCUCACAUUGACGUGGUGCCUGCCCCGGACAAAGGCUGGGAUGUGCCCCCCUUCUCUGGGUUGGAGCGUGAUGGCUUCAUCUAUGGUCGAGGCACACUGGACAACAAGAACUCUCUUAUGGCAAUCCUGCAGGCCUUGGAGCUUCUGCUGAUCAGAAACUACAUCCCCCGAAGAUCUUUCUUCAUUGCUCUGGGCCAUGAUGAGGAGGUAUCAGGGAUAAACGGGGCUCAGAAGAUCUCAGCCCUGCUACAGGCAAGGGGUGUCCAGCUAGCCUUCGUGGUGGAUGAAGGGAGCUUCAUCUUGGAUGGUUUCCUUCCCAACCUCAAGAAGCCCUUUGCCAUGGUGUCAGUUUCCGAGAAGGGUGCGAUUAACCUCCGGCUGCAAGUCAACAUGACUCCAGGCCACUCUUCAGCUCCUCCAAAGGAAACAAGCAUAGGCAUUCUCGCAGCCGCAGUCAGCCGACUGGAGCAGACACCAAUGCCGAACAUGUUUGGAAGUGGGCCGCUGAGGAUGGCACUGGAGCAACUGGCAAAUGAGUUUCCCUUCCCUACCAAUAUAGUCUUGAACAACCUGUGGCUAUUUCGGCCCCUUGUAAGCAGGUUGAUGGAGAGGAAUUACGUAACCAAUCCGAUGGUCAGGACCACCGCAGCGCUCACCAUGUUCAAUGCCGGGAUCAAGGAGAACGUCAUCCCCCCUGUGGCCGAGGCCAUCAUCAACUUCCGAAUUCACCCUGCACAGACUGUUCAGGAGGUCCUAAAACUAGCCAAGGACAUUGUGGCUGAUGACCGGGUCCAGUUCCACGUGUUGGAUGCCUUUGACCCCCUGCCCAUCAGCCCCUCUGAUGAUCAGGCCUUGGGUUACCAGCUGCUCCGCCAGACCAUACAAUCUGUCUUCCCGGAAGUCAACAUUGUUGCCCCAGGUACUUGUAUUGGCAACACAGACAGCAGACACUAUCUAAAUCUUACCACUGGCAUCUACCGGUUCAACCCCGUCUACCUACAGCCUCAGAGCUUCAGUAGCAUCCAUGGAAUCAACGAGAAAAUCUCGGUGGAAGCCUAUGAGACCCAGGUGAAAUUCAUCUUCGAGUUUAUCCAGAAUGGUGACACGGACGUGGAGCCAGUUCCUCACCUGCACGAACUGUGAGGUUAGAGACCAGCUGGAUUAGGGAUACCUGAUGCUGGACCAGGACUAACCCAAGGGGGAAAGCCAGUGUUGAUGUCAAAAAUCAUGUUAUAAUGACCUCACCCACCUGUCUUGGUCACUCCUAAACUCAAUGAAAAACAAGGCCGGGAAGAAGGGGAGAACCAGCAGGAAGCUGGCCUCUCCCUCCAGACAGCUCCUCGAUUCGCCAUCCGCCAUCCGUUAUUGCCUUCUUUUCCGUCUUUUACAAUAGAAGGUAUCUGGCUUGACUGCCUUGCACUGGUGAUGUCACUGCUCCUUGUUGAGGCCUAACUGAGCAAACACAGAUUUGAAAAAUAUCAACCAGAUUUUACCUCUUAAAAGUUUAAUUUAAGGCACGCUUGUUGAGCUGCCUUUUCCUCGGCUUAUAAAUUUGUUCUUGCCAUAACUUCCUUUCCUUUUUUUCCCCCUCCCUUCUUGGAUUGUUUAUCUGGCUCUUCAUCUCUCCCCUCCUCCCCCUGCCUCUCACCUCUUCCCCUUCCAUUUAUUCUGCACCUGGAGCAGGACUUAAACUGUGUCACUACCAUAAUUACCGCAACAGCUGGUCAAAUAAAGCAGUCUGUGCA
Molecule: messenger RNA, 2427 nt
Organism: Capra hircus (goat)
Lineage: Eukaryota; Metazoa; Chordata; Mammalia; Artiodactyla; Bovidae
Gene: PM20D1
Product: peptidase M20 domain containing 1
Exons: 14
Coding region: 314-1825 (503 amino acids)
Biological process (GO): amino acid metabolic process
Molecular function (GO): hydrolase activity, acting on carbon-nitrogen (but not peptide) bonds, in linear amides
Source: RefSeq, a predicted model, not a curated record